Hermetia illucens (black soldier fly) is the source of this 1489-nucleotide messenger RNA. Its product is annotated as tRNA (guanine(37)-N1)-methyltransferase. The transcript has a single exon. Bases 5 to 1423 code for a protein of 472 amino acids. Lineage: Eukaryota; Metazoa; Arthropoda; Insecta; Diptera; Stratiomyidae. The record is from RefSeq and is a predicted model, not a curated record. Gene Ontology annotation, cellular component: cytoplasm; mitochondrial matrix. Gene Ontology annotation, biological process: mitochondrial tRNA methylation; tRNA N1-guanine methylation.
UUUUAUGUCUGCGUUUCAAUUAAUCGUACGUGCGCGUGUAAACUUCUAUGUAAAAGUCGCUUACUGGCGUUUAUCAAAAGCCGAGAGGCACUUUUGGAAGAACAUGGAGAACGCUGACUUGAGGCCGCCGAGCCAAGUUCGUGGCAUGACCAUGUUGGAUAGAAAUUCAUUCAGAAAACAAAUCCGAGUGCCAACGCUGAGGGUCAAUGAGUGCUUAUUGAACAAGGUGCAGCCCCUCGUGAAGACACUUUUAUUGAAAAUGGAACAUUUGAAGCCUGUGAGGACCGCGGCGACACGUAAUGGAUGCAAUGACAAACCCACCGAUAAGGAGAUCCUCCUUCACCCGCUGGCGGUUAGCGGAUGGGAGUCGAUACCAAGCGAUUUGUCAUCAUUGGGCUUAGACGAGUCCAGCCUUUAUCAUACCGACUUGGAGUUGAAUUACGAAAACUGGAAAGCUGACGACAUUCUUAAAAGUGUCCUUCCCGAGGACCAGGAAGGGUUUUCCUCAUACUCGCGGAUCGGGCAUGUAGUCCACAUAAACCUGCGAGAUCACUUAGAGCCCUUUAAAAAAUUGAUCGGGGAAGUUCUGCUGGAUAAGACGGUUGGGUGCCGGGCUGUGGUUAACAAGACAAAAAACAUAGACAACACGUACCGGAACUUUGAGCUGGAACUGAUAUGUGGCGAGCCUGAAUACCAAGUAGAAGUCAAAGAGCAUGGCGUGGUAUUUCAGUUCGACUUCGCAUCAGUCUACUGGAAUCCAAGACUGUCGACAGAGCACGAGAGGAUAGUGAAUCUCCUCGAACCAUCCGAUGUCCUGUACGAUGUAUUCGCGGGUGUGGGUCCCUUUAGUAUUCCAGCCGCCGCUAAGAAGAAAUGCACCGUUCUCGCCAACGACCUCAACCCAGAGAGUUUUAAAUGGCUGAAUGUAAACGCAAAGAAAAAUAAAUGCUGUGCGCGAAUCAAAACAUUCAAUAAAGACGGAAGAGAUUUCAUCCGGCAGGAUCUUCGGGAGGAUCUGCUAGAACGUUGGAAAACCAUUCGCCCAGAAGACAAGUACAAAAUCCACAUUGUCAUGAACUUACCCGCCAUGGCAGUUGAGUUUCUCGAUGUUUUUCAAGACUUACUAGCUCCCGAAGACCCAAUGCAAUUCCAAAAUGUGAUCAUCCCGGUUGUCCAUGUUUACACAUUCGUGAAAGGCACCACCGACAAGGAAACCCUCGCCAUAGAAGCAGUCGAAGCAAACUUGAAGUCAACCCUUUCAGACAACCUCUUGGGCGUUCAUUUCGUGCGUAACGUAGCACCAAAUAAGGAUAUGUUUCGUGUGUCUUUUCGCCUCUCAAAAGACAUCCUUUUUAGUUAUUCCCGAAAAAGGCAAAAGUCACCUUGUACGACAACUACUGACGCAAAAAAGACAUGUCCGUAAUUUACACAUAUUUUGCUUGUGAAUAAAUAGUUCUACUUGAAAUUGAAAAAGUGUUGUUUCUUCUGG